CCCCUGACCUCUCCCCUCUCCCCGCAGCCGUCCGUCCGUCCGUCCGUCCAUGGCGCUGGCGGAGCCGGAGCGGUCAGCGGCCGGAGGAGUGGCCGGAGGAGUGGCCGGAGGGGUGCGGCCGCUGUUCUGCCGCCGGGGGGCGCUGCGGCACAAGGUGGUGCACGAGGUGAAGAGCCACCGGUUCACGGCCAGGUUCUUCAAGCAGCCGACCUUCUGCAGCCACUGCACGGACUUCAUCUGGGGCAUCGGCAAGCAGGGCCUGCAGUGCAUGGUUUGCAGCUUCGUGGUUCACAAACGGUGCCACGAAUUCGUCACCUUCGAAUGUCCUGGAGCCGGGAAGGGACCCCAGACUGACGACCCCCGGAACAAGCACAAAUUUCGGGUGCACAGCUACAGCAGCCCCACCUUCUGCGACCACUGCGGCUCGCUGCUCUACGGCCUCGUGCACCAGGGCAUGAAGUGCUCCUGCUGCGAGAUGAACGUGCACAAACGCUGCGUCCAGAGCGUUCCGAGUCUCUGCGGCGUCGACCACACCGAGAGGAGGGGGCGGCUCCAGAUCCGCAUCCAGGCGCUGCCCGGGGAGCAGCUCCACGUCACAGUGGGCGAGGCCCGGAACCUGAUCCCGAUGGAUCCCAACGGACUCUCGGAUCCGUACGUGAAGCUGAAGUUGAUCCCCGACCCCAAAAACGUCUCCAAGCAGAAAACGCGGACGGUGAAGGCGACGCUGAACCCCGUGUGGAACGAGGCCUUCCUCUUCUCGCUGCGGCCCGGGGACGCGGAGCGGCGGCUGUCGGUGGAGGUUUGGGACUGGGACCGAACGUCCCGGAACGAUUUCAUGGGCGCCAUGAGCUUCGGCGUGGCCGAACUGCUCAAGGGACGCGUCGACGGAUGGUUCAAGCUGCUGAACCAGGAGGAGGGCGAAUAUUACAACGUCCCCGUGGCCGACACCGACGACUGCGGCCUCCGGCCCAAAUUCGAGGCUUGCAAUUAUCCGCUGGAGCUGUACGAGAAAGUGCGUCGGGGGCCCGGCCCCUCCCCCAGCCCCUCCCCCCUCCCCUCCCCCAGCGAGGCCAAGCGGAGCCUCCCCGGCAGCGGCCGCUCCCAACUCGGGGACUUCAACUUCCUGAUGGUGCUGGGCAAGGGCAGCUUCGGCAAGGUGAUGCUGGCGGAGCGUCGGGACUCGGCCGAGCUCUUCGCCAUCAAGAUCCUGAAGAAGGACGUGGUGGUGCAGGACGACGACGCCGCCUCCACCAUGGUGGAGAGGAGGGUCCUGGCGCUGGGACCCCGCCCCCACUUCCUCACCCACCUGCACUCCACCUUCCAGACCCCCGACCGGCUGUACUUCGUCAUGGAGUACGUCACCGGCGGCGACCUCAUGUACCACAUCCAACAGGUCGGCAAGUUCAAGGAGCCCCACGCGGCGUUUUACGCAGCCGAAAUCGCCAUCGGUCUUUUCUUCCUGCACAACCGAGGGAUCAUCUACAGGGACCUGAAGCUGGACAACGUGAUGCUGGACGCGCAGGGCCACGUGAAGAUCACGGAUUUCGGGAUGUGCAAAGAGAACAUCGGCCCCGGCGGCAGCACCAGAACCUUCUGCGGGACCCCCGACUACAUCGCCCCCGAGAUCAUCGCGUAUCAGCCCUACGGGAAGUCGGUGGAUUGGUGGUCCUACGGCGUUCUGCUCUACGAGAUGCUCGCCGGGCAGCCCCCGUUUGACGGCGAGGACGAGGACGAACUCUUCCAGUCCAUCCUGGAGCAGACGGUGACGUACCCCAAAGCGCUGUCCCGCGAGGCCGUGGCCAUCUGCAAGGGGUUCCUGACCAAGCACCCCGGGAAGCGGCUGGGGGCCGGUCCUGGGGGGGAACAGGAGGUUCGGGGUCACCCCUUCUUCCGCCGGACGGACUGGGAGCGGCUGGAGCGGCUGGAGGUGCCGCCCCCCUUCACCCCCCGCCCGUGCGGCCGGAACGGGGAGAACUUUGACCAGUUCUUCACUCGCGCCCCCCCCGCGCUGACGCCGCCGGACGCGUUGGUCCUGGCCGGGCUGGACCAAGCCGAGUUCGAGGGGUUCAGCUUCACCAACCCCGACUUCCCGCAGCCCCCCGGCUCCCUCGUCUGACCCCCCAAAAUUUGGGGAACACCCCCUGAAAAAUUUGGGGUGGUCCGACCUCGAAUUC
Taeniopygia guttata (zebra finch) is the source of this 2174-nucleotide messenger RNA. Lineage: Eukaryota; Metazoa; Chordata; Aves; Passeriformes; Estrildidae. The record is from RefSeq and is a predicted model, not a curated record.